Messenger RNA from Zingiber officinale, 363 nucleotides. Lineage: Eukaryota; Viridiplantae; Streptophyta; Magnoliopsida; Zingiberales; Zingiberaceae. The record is from the annotation of a RefSeq genome assembly.
AUGUUUCUGCUUCACGAAUAUGAUAUUUUCUGGGCAUUUCUGAUAAUAUCAAGCAUUAUUCCUAUCUUGGCAUUUGUAAUUUCCGGAGUUUUAGCCCCGGUUAGGGAAGGACCGGAGAAACUAUCUAGUUAUGAAUCGGGUAUAGAACCCAUAGGGGAUGCUUGGUUACAAUUCCGAAUCCGCUAUUACAUGUUUGCUCUAGUUUUUGUUGUUUUUGAUGUUGAAACGGUAUUUCUUUAUCCAUGGGCAAUGAGUUUCGAUGUAUUGGGUGUAUCCGUAUUUAUUGAAGCUUUUAUUUUCGUGCUUAUCUUAAUUAUUGGUUCAGUUUAUGCAUGGCGAAAAGGAGCAUUGGAAUGGUCUUAA